AUGGAGGACAAUGAAGCCAAACAGCCACUCCUUCCAUCUGACAGCCAUCAUGAUUCUGACACAGAGAGCGCUGAUGGAGUCAACUAUGAUUCCUGUCAUGACAGUUUGUCUACCUCUCCGUUGGCAGUGCCAGCUUCUGCUAACAAAACGGGUGAUGGUAAAUAUGCCAGCAAUGGACCACUUUUGGAGAAGCUUCCUCCAGGACCUCGUUUCCAUGUAUAUAAGAGAAGAUGGUACAUGCUUGUUAUGUACAGUCUGUUUGGGUUCACACAAAGUGCUGUCUGGAACACCUGGGGCCCCAUAUCCACCACGUGUGAGGAGGCUUUUGGUUGGACCGAUGAAACUAUUGCCUGGUUGAGCAACUGGGGCUGUGUGUCAUUUGUGGCUGCAGGAUUACUGUUUCCUUGGCUGUUGGAUGCAAAAGGUCUGAGGUGGGCAACGCUGAGCAGUAUGUUUUGUAUCACUCUGGGUUGUGGCUUCAGAGUAAUCACGUCAGAACCAGGUCCUGCCACUAUACUGAUACAUGUGGGGCAAAUGCUGAAUGGCUUGGCUGGACCAAUUGCCAUGUGUGCUAUACCUCAAAUCUCAGCCUUGUGGUUUCCGCCCAACGAAAGGGUCACAGCAACAGCAAUAGUGACCAGCAUCAACAGUUUUGGAGUGGCUGUUGCCUUUAUCUUAGGUCCAUAUUUUGUGUCUGGAGGCCCACCAGAUCUGAGCAACAAUGAGACUAUGAAUGGAACUACGCCCAGCUUUUUAAUCACUGAGUCUCCCAAUGUUACAGAUGCAAGAAAACAUGAGGAAAGAGCUUCAGUGAUGCUUUACAUGUAUUAUGAAUGUGCCUGGUCAGUUUUGUUAUUUCUGGCCAUCUUGAUCUACUUCCCUGCAAAACCCAAACAUCCGCCUUGUGUGUCUGCAGCCUUGGAGCGAAGUGAAUACUGGCCUGGCUUAUGGUCGUUGAGGAAGAAGGGCUAUUAUCAAGUGAUAGCCAUUACAUACGGUCUGUCUGUUGGUGUGUUGACAAGCUGGGGCAGUGUGCUCAACCUCAACCUGAGACCUCUACAUAAAGUGUCAGAGAGUGAAGCUGGGUGGAUUGGCUUUCAUUCUAUAGUUGGUGGCUGUGUUGCUCCUUUGUUUAUCAUGAGGUUUGCAGAUGCAUUUGCCCGCAGAAUGAAACUGUUCAUAUUGAUAAUUUAUGUUCUUGGCGCCACCUGUUUCCUGACAUUGCCAUUGAUGCUCAUUGGUAUUAUUCCAUACUCCAGAGCUCUACUAUAUACAACAAUUGUUGGAGGGACCACGCUGAUAAAUGUAGCAAUACCUAUGAUCUUUGAGGUGGCUUGUGAGCUAGCCUACCCCUGCAGUGAGGGAGCUGCAAAUGGUAUUCUGACUUUCACAAACAAUUUUGUGGGUCUUGUGUAUCUGGCAGUGUUUGCAGUACCAAAUGUUGGUACCAUGUGGAUGAACUGGGCAUUGUUUGGAUUCACUGUGGUCUGUAUACCAAUGAUAGCCCUCAUCAAAGGAAGGUUCAACAGACUUGAGGUGGAUGAGGGUGUCAAUCCAGAGGUUUACUUAGAACAAGAGGUUGACGUGCCUCGUGACUACACUGUACAGGGCAUAGAUUGA
This is a messenger RNA of Candidula unifasciata, 1620 nucleotides long. Lineage: Eukaryota; Metazoa; Mollusca; Gastropoda; Stylommatophora; Geomitridae. The record is from the annotation of a GenBank genome assembly.